This is a messenger RNA of Sparassis crispa, 984 nucleotides long. Its product is annotated as Protein-lysine N-methyltransferase EFM3. Lineage: Eukaryota; Fungi; Basidiomycota; Agaricomycetes; Polyporales; Sparassidaceae. The record is from RefSeq and is a predicted model, not a curated record. The coding region runs from base 1 to 984 and encodes 327 amino acids. The transcript has 8 exons.
AUGCACUUUCCCUCAAAUUCACCCUUCACUGAAGUCCACGGUUUUUUCCUUGAAUGCGUCCUGCUUAACUUGCAUCUUCGGAGGUACCCUCCUGCCAGACAAUAUCAGUAUUCGUUCUGGAAAUGGGCAAUACGUCACUUGGAGGAACUUGUUGUUGGCGAGGAUGCUGAGAUUGACCCACGAAUCUAUUCUCAUCUCAUAUCUGUUAUGCCACAAUCUAUACCAGGGAACAUAGGAUUUCCUCCGCCCUCAGAGACCUACGCGACGUAUUUCUGGAAGUCGGAGGGAAUCCCCCACGGUGCGACGGCUCUUGAUAGGGUGACCGUCCUGGAGUCUCGCACCGUGAUUGAGAGCGGCACGACUGGUUUGAGGACAUGGCUUGCGAGCUACGUUCUGGCUCACUAUCUGAUCUUACAUCGAGCGCUAGUACAGGGUAGACGAGUCCUUGAAUUAGGCUCCGGUACCGGCCUUCUUGGGUUGGUCAUUGCUGCUCUGCAACAGCAUCCUGGUCAACGAGAGCUUGCACCACCGUCUACUCUGUGGCUUACUGACGUCAACAGUGCAGUGUUACAGAGAUGCCAAGAUAACAUCAGACUUCCCUGCAAUUCAUCCUCACGUCACCCAAAUCUCAAAUGCCGACUGCUGGACUGGACGGAUGCGGUUGAUCCUCUUACCCGUCCUUCAGUGCAAACCUCAUUGGCUGAAAUGGAUUUAGACGUUGUCGCUGGGGCUGAUCUCGUUUAUGAUCCCAGUAUCAUUCCUGCGUUGCUCGAGACCCUCCAUUUAGCCUUGGAAUCCCGAAGUACCCCUCCGCCUGCGCCCCAAAGUCGCGCAGUUGCGUUCGUCGCUUUAACAGUCAGAAACAAGGAGACUUUUGCCCGAUUCUCGCGAGCAGCUGGAGACAUGUUUCUAGUGGAAGAAUUGGACAAUGGUCUGAACGGGGCAGAUGUGUUUUUACACGGGCCAGAACUCGAUGCUUUAUAG